This is a messenger RNA of Boeremia exigua, 2166 nucleotides long. Its product is annotated as Six-hairpin glycosidase-like protein. The record is from RefSeq and is a predicted model, not a curated record. Gene Ontology annotation, biological process: carbohydrate metabolic process. Lineage: Eukaryota; Fungi; Ascomycota; Dothideomycetes; Pleosporales; Didymellaceae. The transcript is spliced from 5 exons. Bases 1 to 2166 code for a protein of 721 amino acids.
AUGUGGCUCAACUUGCCGCGACUUCUGUACAUCUUGCUGGUACCGUCGUUGGUGAUUGGCAAGAUUGAUAGGGAAAAGGUCGUUUCGCAAUUCAACAUCAAACGCAAUAGCUUGAUCAAUAACGAGACAACCCCUCUCCAAGUUGGCAAUGGAAACUUCGCGUUCAACGUAGAUAAUACCGGUCUUCAGACGUUCCUGCCCUUCAACACCCUGUCCUCUUGGGCAUGGCACAACGAUUCGCUCCCGGCCAAUGGCGAGUUACCCUCCGAUUACAAGGGCUUGCCAAGGGACACAUACGGCCGGGAGGUCUUCUACGAUAUCCCAGAUCCGAAAUUGCGACAAGCUACUCAAUGGUUGAUCGGCAACCCAAAUCGAAUUAAUCUUGGGCGCGUUGGCUUACGGUAUAAAGGGGACACGCUACAAAAAGCCGACAUUAAGAGCCCAAAUCAAGAGCUUGAUCUGUGGAGCGGAGUGGUGACAUCAAAUUUCGAAGUUGCUGGUAAAUCAGUCAAAGUUGUUACUCAGGGAGAUUUUGACUCUGAUGCUGUGGCAAUCAGCAUUGAGUCUGAACUCAUCCUUUCUGGCGAUCUGCAAAUCGAGCUGGACUUUCCAUACCCGCCGAUCCACUCAACACAGUAUAAGUAUGAGGUAUUUGCUGGCGUCUAUGACUUCCCACUCAAUCACACCACGACACUGGAAGGAGAUGGAAGCGAUCGCACAUCAGCCCACAUCCAACAUGUGCUACAAGCGACAAGCUACUUUAUCAACCUACGCUGGCCGAAACAGACACCCCUGAAGCUUAGCAGAAAUGAUCCUCCGAAUUCGACUGCCGUCACAGCACACCGAUACACUCUGAGUUCAGUAUCGAAUACCUCAUCUAUAGCUUUCACCACUCAUUUCUCGCCUGACUCCCGCGUCCCCAGCUUUCCUGUCAAGAUCCAAGAGAAGAGCGUUCGAGAGUGGAACGCAUAUUGGAAGAAUGGUGGUUUCGUUGAUCUGACGGCAUCAGCAAACCCCAAUGCGACUGAACUCCAGCGGCGAAUCAUCAAGUCUCAGUACCAUGUGCGUGUUAAUAGUGCAGGAAGUGGUCAGCCACCUCAAGAGAGCGGUCUGAUGAACAACGGCUGGUAUGGCAAAUUCCACAUGGAGAUGGUCAUCUGGCAUCUUGCUCAUUGGUCGACCUGGGGAAGGCAAAAAUACUUUGACGGCGUAUUUCCAGAACUAUACGAGACAUUGCUUCCUUCCUCGAUCGCCCGUGCGCAGUCGAUGGGCUGGGAAGGAGCCCGAUGGCCAAAGAUGACAGAGUUAGAGACCGGUGUCAGCUCUCCAGGAGACAUCAAUGCGGUACUCAUGUGGCAGCAACCGCACCCCUUCUACCUUGCGAAUUUGGCAUAUCAGGCCAAUCCUACAAGAGAGACAUUGCAACGCUGGGACAAAGUGCUCACUGCAACUGCCGACUACAUGGCGUCAUAUCCUGGCUUCAACAAUAGAACAGGGAAAUUUGACUUAGGACCACCAGCAUAUGGCGUUACUGAGAACACGCCCCCGAACUCGACGCGGAAUUUGGCGUACGAAAUCGCAUACUGGCGCUAUGGGUUAGACGCCGCCAUUGACUGGAAGCGGAAACUGAAUCAAGCCGUUCCCGAAAAGUGGACCCAUGUAGCCGCAAAUCUUGCGCCGCCACCAAUCGUCGAUGGUCUGUAUGCUGUGUACGACGGGCUGAACAGUUCCUGGUGGAGUGACCCUAAGCUCACUGGUGACCCGCGCAGCCUCAUCAUGCUUCAGGGUAUACUCCCCGACACACCGGCAGUCGACCCCGCUGUUGCUUUGCGCACCGCAGAUAAGGUCUGGGACAUCUGGGGUGAUGCACGCAUCCGUGGAUGGGGACGCCCCGUGCUCGCAAUCAACAGUGCAAGGAUCGGCAACCCUGAACGCGCGAUUUAUCAUCUUACUGCCUAUGACUACUGGAAGUUUGAUGACGCUGGCUUCGCCAUCAGAGGUGGCGACGGAGGGACACCACCGCCGUUUAUGCCUGGCAACGCUGGUUUCUUACUAGCCGUUGCGUAUUGCGCAGCUGGAUGGCAGGGCUCUGAGGGCGACGCGCCAGGCUUUCCUAAAGACGGCACCUGGGAUGUGAAACACGAGGGGCUUCUGAAGGCGUUGUAA